This is a messenger RNA of Chrysochloris asiatica (Cape golden mole), 2070 nucleotides long. RefSeq names its product DDB1 and CUL4 associated factor 10 (gene DCAF10). Gene Ontology annotation, cellular component: Cul4-RING E3 ubiquitin ligase complex. The record is from RefSeq and is a predicted model, not a curated record. The transcript has 7 exons. NCBI's taxonomy places the organism in Eukaryota, Metazoa, Chordata, Mammalia, Afrosoricida, Chrysochloridae. Bases 118 to 1359 code for a protein of 413 amino acids. Gene Ontology annotation, molecular function: protein binding.
CGACCGGGCUUGGGCGCCGGCCUGCCCAGCCCUGGCGCCCGGCUCUUCGGGUGGCUGAGGGAGCGCAGUCUGGGCCGCCGGCUGUUCGUGGAUCCGGCGCGGGACAAUUUCCGUACCAUGACUAAUCUUUAUGGCUCCAUCCAUCCUGCAGACUCGGUGUACCUCAGCACUCGCACCCAUGGUGCUGUCUUCAACCUCGAGUACUCCCCGGACGGGUCAGUGUUAACAGUUGCUUGUGAACAAACUGAAGUUCUGCUUUUUGACCCUAUAUCUUCAAAGCACAUAAAAACCCUUUCUGAAGCUCAUGAAGAUUGUGUAAAUAAUAUCAGAUUUCUUGAUAACCGGCUGUUUGCUACCUGCUCUGAUGACACUACCAUAGCACUAUGGGAUCUGAGAAAAUUGAACACCAAAGUAUGCACUUUACACGGUCACACUAGCUGGGUGAAGAACAUCGAAUAUGAUACUAAUACAAGACUCUUAGUAACAUCAGGAUUUGAUGGAAACGUCAUUAUUUGGGACACUAACAGGUGUACAGAAGAUGGAUGUCCACAUAAGAAAUUCUUUCACACACGUUUUCUUAUGCGAAUGAGAUUAACACCAGAUUGUUCCAAAAUGUUGAUUUCAACUUCUUCUGGGUAUCUCUUGAUUUUGCAUGAUCUUGACUUAACCAAAUCUUUAGAAGUAGGCAGCUAUCCCAUCUUGAGAGCAAGAAGAACUACAUCAAGUUCAGAUUUGACCACUUCGUCAAGUUCAUCUGCUCCUAGAGUUUCUGGUUCACCUUGUCAUCACAGUGACUCCAGUUCACCUUCUGAGAAACACAUGUCACGAGCCUCUCAAAGAGAAGGAGUUUCACCACGAAAUAGUCUUGAAGUCUUAACACCUGAAGUUCCUGGAGAGCGAGACCGUGGAAACUGUAUCACAUCCUUACAGCUGCACCCAAAAGGAUGGGCCACUCUUCUUCGGUGCUCUAGCAACACUGAUGACCAGGAGUGGACUUGUGUCUAUGAAUUCCAAGAAGGAGCUCCUGUGCGACCUGUGUCACCUCGCUGUUCACUACGACUGACUCAUUACAUCGAAGAAGCCAAUGUAGGCAGGGGUUAUAUCAAAGAACUUUGCUUCAGCCCCGACGGGCGAAUGAUUUCUUCCCCACAUGGCUACGGGAUCCGCUUGUUGGGAUUUGACAAACAGUGUAGUGAACUUGUUGACUGUUUGCCCAAAGAAGCCAGUCCCCUUCGAGUGAUUCGUUCUUUAUACUCUCACAAUGAUGUGGUACUGACAACAAAGUUCUCUCCUACACAUUGUCAGAUCGCCUCAGGGUGCCUUAGUGGGCGGGUGUCUUUGUAUCAGCCAAAGUUUUAGGCACAACUUACAUCAAAUAAGGAACUCUUCUGGUGUUUGACUUAUAAAUCACUUCAAUUUAGGUGAAGUGCUGUCUUUUAGAAGAGCUUAUAAAUUUGGAUCAAGACCCUGGCUCUUUAGGUUCCAUGAACACAUCUGCGACCCAAGUUCUCGAGCGCCCAACAUUACACAGGCGUCUCCAAGUUUUAGGUUCUCUGCAGCUCAUCUUUUUCAGCAUUCCUCUGCUCCUGCUGACUUUGUGCUUAUGAAUUCCAAAUUCGUCUGCUGAUUUUGCAUGAUAGCUUGUCAGUUUCUUUUUUCCUUUAUUUCUCCCUCUUUUAAAUUUCUUUCCCUUUUUUAUGUUUUUUUUUUUUUUUUAUGUGAAUUUUGUGGGCAUUUGGCAGGUGUUUUGGUUGGGUUAGGGAAAACCUGUGAACCUGUGACACCAGCAGGGAAUAAAACCUAGAAGUUUGAUGUUGGCAUAUUGGUUGUUGAAACAGAAAUAUCAUUUUAACUGUCAAUGCACUUGACCUUUUAAAGUUGCUAUUUUUCAAUAAUGAGCACAGACAAUGAUGUUAUAACUGUUAGUGUUGGAACAAAAUAUCUUUUAGGUUUCCUGUUACAUUUAUACACACUUUUCAUAAUGAGAGGGAUUUUGUUUGUUGUGAAAUUCUAGAAAAAAGAUUGCCACCUUUUGUAAUUUGCUUUACUUCUAUGAAUUUAAAAGCUGUA